CCUCCUUUUGGUCACCCAGAAUAUAUCGAGCGAGCGUGUGAAAUUGUAAAUUUGUAAAAAGAUGGUGAAGAAAAGUUAAAUCUUCGUGUUUUAAAAAUAUCUCUUGAAAUUAGUUUUGAUUCAGAAAUACAUCAUGAAACUAAUAAUUAAAAAAUUGCAAGGGGGCGAAUGCACUCUGGAGGUGCAACCUACGACGUUUAUAUCUGAAAUAAAGCGUCAAGUGACUACCCAGCUCGGCAUUCCCGUCGAAGAACAGAAACUGCUUCUACUCGGCCGCACUUUAUCCGACGAGCAGACAGUGCAGUCCUACCCGUCAAUAAAAGAUGGAACCAAGCUGAACUUGGUGGUUAAGAAGCCUGAAGGCCUCUUCGAAGUGGCAGUAAAGCAUUUCAGGAAUCAAGGAAUGACAGACAGAGAGUCAGUUGAUGCAGCUAACAGAAUGAUAAAGGGUAUUGAUGAUAAAAUUAAAAGAAUGUCUUGGGACGACAUUGAUAGGCUAUGCUACAACUGCUUGCAAGAUGAGAAACGUGAAGCUGGCCUGGUUACCACAGAGCAGGAGACAGAGUGUGAUGAUACAUUUGCUAUGUGACCUCAACAGCAGUCUCGGGGAUCAUUUGAUUGUUCAACAAUCAUGUAACUGUGCUGGACUUUGCUUUUGAAUCUAAGUGUCUAUUAUGGUCAAUGUAGUAGUAGACAAGUAGACUUUCAUCAUAUAUAUUGUCUUGGUAACAGGUUUAACCAAUUAUACUGAAGACUAGUAAUAUGUUUAAAGAAAAUAUAAAUGUUUAAGCUGUGUAACAGAAAUGAAAUAAAGUAAUAAGUUAAAUGUU
Molecule: messenger RNA, 830 nt
Organism: Pectinophora gossypiella (pink bollworm)
Lineage: Eukaryota; Metazoa; Arthropoda; Insecta; Lepidoptera; Gelechiidae
Product: ubiquitin-like protein 4A
Exons: 2
Coding region: 134-589 (151 amino acids)
Biological process (GO): post-translational protein targeting to endoplasmic reticulum membrane
Molecular function (GO): protein binding
Source: RefSeq, a predicted model, not a curated record